GUUGACAUGCUCGGGUUUGACUUCCAGAAGCCAGAGGUGACCACCGUGAUCCGAUGGCUCCUGCGAGUAGUGCUCGUGCUCUUUCUGGCUUGGUUGGUACGGCAAAGAUCAGAGCAGGAAGCAGAAGAAGAGGAGGAGGAGAAUGAGUCGGAACUAUCAGAUUCGCGAGCACGAUCCAAUGGUCUCAGGUCUCGGGGCACUAGUCGUCCAGUCUCGCGGUUGCAGCCUAGACGCGAUCCGUACGCGACGGCACCCCGGCAAAGAAAAGGAGUUGCUUCCGGCACGGAUGCAGCUGACUUCGAUUCCAUCAUAGAGAAGGUCUCCAAGCCGAAAGAGAUGUGGCAGCCACGCAAAAGUGGCGAGCCGCUGGAUCUCAGACAGCGAUCGCAAGGCGAUGCCGAUCCGGGCAUGACCGAGCGACCAGCUGUGACUGUCAAUAAGCCAGGGCACGAUGCUCAAGGUCCCACACUGCGUGGGCAUGAACGGCCGGUGACUUUCAUCACAUUCAACCACGAGAACAAUCUUCUGUUCUCCUGUGGCAAGGACAAGCUCGUUUGCGUGUGGAGCUUUCCGGAUGGAGAGCUUCUUGGUAGCUACCGCGGCCACAACGGAGCCGUGUGGUCCUGCAGUGCUACGUUUGACUCCAGACGGCAGUGCCGUGCUUGCGAAUGGUUGUGUUGCGAUCCAGGACGGUGGCCACCACUGGCCUCGUGUGCAUACCAGAUGUCUCCAGCUGUCAGGGCCACGCCGCUUGCCGAGCUGCUUCUCAAGAUUCGGACACAAGGAGCGCGUCCGGACCUUCUGCAGGCAUUGAGAGAUCAGCUGAAUGGUCCAGUCCUUGCAGCAGACGAGGCAAUGGUUUUGGCCUCCACCAUGGCCAGCGCAAAGGUACAGGAUCCAAAGAUGUGGUGUGAUGUUUCGACGGCGCUGCGCGGCUGUGACGAGCUGCCAGUGCAGUGGCUCACGAAGCUACCUUGGAAAUUCGCCCGGGCGAGGUGCUUGCAGCCGGAGAUCUUGGAGAUCCUGUCUGCAGGGGUUCAGGAAAACCUUGGCCUUUUCGAUCCACGUGGCUUAGCUGACCUCGCAUGGUCCAUGGCGAAGCUGCAACAUCGUGACGAAGGAUUGCUACGAGCCUUGACGCAGACACUGAGCCCCCGGAUUGGUGAGCUGGCACCUCUGGAGCUCGCCAAGGCUACGUGGGCCUUUGCGAAGUCUUCCAAAGACGAAGGACUCUUCGAGAUUCUGGCCGAGGCUGUGACCAAGUCCCUUCCCGAAUUCCAACCACGAGGGCUGGCCAACAUCAUCUGGGCCUUCGCAACAGCUGAGGUACGGAAUCCGAAGCUGCAACUCAACAAGAUAGCAGAGUUUUCGAGAACCGCUGUACCAGGAUUCACGCCACAAGGUUUGGCCAACACAGUCUGGGCCUUUGCCAAGCUUCGGCUUCGUGCUGACCAUGCGGUGUAUACAGCCAUGGCAGAGACCACGACGGGCAGCUUGGGAGAGUUUUCGCCACAGAACAUCUCUAACUCGCUUUGGGCAUUUGCAAAGGCGCGAUGCUAUGAGCCAGAGUUAUUUUUGGCAUCAGCGAGCCACGUUUCGGAGAGGCUAAGAGAGUUCAGUAUCCAGGCGGCUGUGAACUGUGUCUGGGCCAUGGCGGAGACAGGUCAUCACGAUCAUCGGCUCUUGCAUUGUUUUUCUGAGUACGCCGUGGCCAGACUUGAACUUUUCAAGCCCCAAGACUUGUCGAACACCCUGUGGUCCUAUGCUCAGUUGCAGCACUGUGAUCACAGGCUGCUGUCAGCCGCAACAGAAGCGGUGCAGAGUCGGGUCAGCAGUUUGACAGUCCAGCACCUGGUCUGCACCACCUGGGGAUAUGCAAUGAUGUUCGAGCACCGGCACACGAGGUUGAGAAGCAAAGCCUCAGCGGAUCGGCAAGGGUGUCGGUUUGCGCGAGCUCUCGCUGACGUGCAGUGGCUUGUGACGUGCGGCGCGGACCGGUUGGUCAUCGUCUGGGAGGCUCAUACCUCGAGGGAGCUUGCCCGCGUGGAACUUCCUGGUGUUGUGCGAUGUGUAGAAUGGGCAGGAGCAGCUCCUGGUGUGAAUGCCUCGGACGUCAGUGAGCGCUUUGUGACUGCGCACAAUCGCUUUGGUGCACAUCCCCCUGCAUUGACCGUUUGGCGCUUCGAUGGCAAAUCCAUCCAGGAGCUUCGUGUUAUCUCCAAGCUGCCUUCGGCAGCCCUCCAGGUGAGAUGGGGCAGGGCCAACUACUUCAUUGCAAGCGCACACGACAGUGGCGAGCUGAUUUUUUGGCGAGCAGACACUGGCGCUGAAGUGAAGCGGCUGAAGGCUCACGACGCUGGCAUUUCGAAGUUUGACUUCAAUGAUGACCGCGAGCUUGUGGCUACCGUCUCGCACGACAUGAGUGUCUGCAUAUGGGACAUCGGAAAAGGAACCGAGUGGAGGAUGUUGUACAAGGCGCAGACGGAUCGGCCGCUGAAUGCCGUGGCCCUGGGCCCGCUGUCGCAGAAGCAAGCCCUCGGCGCUCCAUCUGAGCGUCCAGGGUGCAUUUGCGUGGUCGCCGCUGGUGGCCAGGACGUCCGGGACGUUGCUCGGAGCAGCAGUGCCACCGAACAGUUCGGGACGCUACUCUUCCGCCUGGGCGCAGCUGAGAAGUUGCCGAGUGAUCUCAAGGCGGAUGGUGUCACCAACAAAGGUCACUUUGGUCCUGUCCACACCUUGGCCUUUGCCGGCAACGGCUCGGCCAUCGCCUCGGGCUCCGAGGAUGGCUUUGUGCGAGUGCACAUUUUUGACAAGGAGGAUCCUCAGAAGAAUUGA
Symbiodinium necroappetens is the source of this 2835-nucleotide messenger RNA. NCBI's taxonomy places the organism in Eukaryota, Dinophyceae, Suessiales, Symbiodiniaceae. The record is from the annotation of a GenBank genome assembly.